AUGGCUGUUGGCUUACCCAGUAAUCUUGCUAAGCAAAUUCUUCGCCGUUCAGGAUCUGGCUCAAACAGAGCAACUUCAAGGUUUACAAAUGUGCCUAAAGGUUUCUUAGCAGUGUAUGUUGGGGAGAACCAGAAGAAGCGAUUUAUAGUUCCUGCAGCCUACUUGAGCCAGCCUUCAUUUCAGGAUUUGCUGAGCAUGGCUGAAGAGGAGUUUGGCUUUGAUCAUCCAAUGGGUGGCUUGACAAUCCCCUGCAGUGAAGAGAGAUUUAGUCAUGUCGUCUCCAUCCUCAGCAGAUAA
Linum tenue is the source of this 297-nucleotide messenger RNA. NCBI's taxonomy places the organism in Eukaryota, Viridiplantae, Streptophyta, Magnoliopsida, Malpighiales, Linaceae. The record is from the annotation of a GenBank genome assembly.